GCUCUCACUCACGUUACAUCCACGACGCCAGUACCAUGUCUGCGAACGUCCUCGACCCGUCUGCUCUGAUCCAAGCUAUCCCUUCGAAGCUUCCGCCUACAAAGAAGCGUCUUGAGUCGUCUCAAGAUGGGAUCGCGGUCUUCCUCCAUACUGCCUUGGCGGCACUCGGUUUCCGUCUGAUCGCUGUUGACGAGAACACUCCGGCGCGAACCUUCGACAACAGCGUGCUCCCGGAUGACUGGAACGCACAUGGUCCAGGGCACUACACAUUCAGGUACAGGCAUGAGCAGAGUAGCCUUGAAUUCGUCGUCAAAGUCCUAAAGCUUGGAUCGCGCACGAUGAUUAACUCCAUUGCGCUUGAGAGCGACAAAGCUGCCACGCUUGAUAUCCCCACCAAUGACUUCGUCUCGCCAUCAUUCUUCCCUCAUGAUCUGGCCGUUGCGGAUGCUUCGCCUCUCAUCCACGGCUUCAUCUCGUCCAAUCGAGUAGCGGAUCUCAUAUCCCAGUUCCAGCUCACCACAAUCCAGAAACUGAUCCCCGGUCUUCGCAAGGAAGGCUAUACUGAGUCAGAGGAUGUCUCCGCGAGGGCGAGUGGUAGCAGGCCGAGGCCUGAUGCCCCUCCUCCUGCUCGUCCGCAACCGUACGCGCCACCGGAUGCUCCUGCUCGGUCGCCACUUGCCGUUCCUCCGAGGAAUCCUUAUGAGAUCGGCAGACGAGACCUUGACCCGCUGCCCCGCAAUCCAUUCCAGCCUCCCUCUCUGUUCCCAGAUAACGGAGCCGAUGGGAUGUUUGUUGGACCGAACCACCCUAUCUUUGGACAGGGAAUGAGAGGGCAGGGCCCUGGCGGACGAGGACCGUGGGGUGGCGACGGCUUCUUGCCACCGAUGGGGGCACCUCCGGGCGCACGUUUCGACCCAGUCGGUCCUGGCCCCCUGCCUAUGCCUGGCAGGCGUCCAUUCCCUGGCAUGCCAGGCUCCGGAAACAUGCGUGAUCCUGACAAUGACGACUUCAUGCCCCCGGGCGCGGGAGACAUGUUUAUGUAGGAUAUUGGCAACUGCUCUUGGUGGCCGUUUGAUUCGAGCGUGUGGAUGUAUGAGUAUGGGCAGUGAUAUGAUAUAUUUGUACCACCAGUGUUGUGCAAUGGCCAU
Molecule: messenger RNA, 1148 nt
Organism: Fomitopsis serialis
Lineage: Eukaryota; Fungi; Basidiomycota; Agaricomycetes; Polyporales; Fomitopsidaceae
Product: PI31 proteasome regulator N-terminal-domain-containing protein
Exons: 3
Coding region: 36-1043 (335 amino acids)
Biological process (GO): proteasome-mediated ubiquitin-dependent protein catabolic process
Molecular function (GO): proteasome binding; endopeptidase inhibitor activity
Source: RefSeq, a predicted model, not a curated record